Cercospora beticola is the source of this 1565-nucleotide messenger RNA. RefSeq lists its product as uncharacterized. Lineage: Eukaryota; Fungi; Ascomycota; Dothideomycetes; Mycosphaerellales; Mycosphaerellaceae. Gene Ontology annotation, biological process: polyketide metabolic process. The record is from RefSeq and is a predicted model, not a curated record.
UUGCACGCCUUUCCUUCGCGAGAAGCUUCAGCUUUCAACAUGGCAGCCUUUAAUACGCCAUGGUUCAACUCACAAGACCGGUCCUUCUUCAAUUCUCUCAACAAGACCAAGAUUGCGCAUCUUGCGAUAUGCGCCGAAACAGAAGAUUUCGAUGAAGAAAUUCUACAGGCUUGGAUGGAUGAAGGAUUCCAUUGCGCAUAUGUGCCUUUGCUGAAAGGCGGCGAGGACUUCAUCAAGCGGCUGCAUACUGUGGGAGAUAAUUUUGGAGUUAGUGAGCAGUAUGCGAUUGUAGCAUAUGGCACCGCAGCAAAUCUCGCUCUUCAAGGUCACACAAAACCUAAUCAUCCCAAGCUGGUAGCCAUCGUGGCAUACUAUCCCAACAUAAUCCCCUCCGUUCACACCAAAUACCCAAACAGCAUCCAAGUCCUCGUCCACCUAGCAGGCACAGAAAUCUCCGUCGAAAAACACCACGAAGUCCUCGGCAUCCAAGGCAAACGCAACUUCGUUAAAAAACGCAUCGACCCCGGCAUCGGCCUCGGCGAACGCCUCAACAUCGCCUUCAAAACUUACACCUACACCGGCUGCGAACCCGGCUUCGCAGAAUCUGAUCUCGAAGAAUACGACCCCAUCGCAGCUCAACUAGCCUUCGAACGAAGCCUCAAAACAAUCCGCAAAGGCUUCCGUAUCGAACCCGAUAUCGAAGCUGUCCGCGACCAUCACACCUCUUACCUCCAAACAAACAACACCUCCAAACUCCUCUCUCAAACCCGCGAAACAGCCCACGUCAUCCACGCCCCAACCCUAACCGGCGGAAUCGGCAGCCAAGAUAUUUCUGAAUUCUAUUCCGAAUUUUUCGAUCCUAUACCCCUCCAUCAAAACCCCUCCAACGAUAAAAAAUCCACCGCACCGGCAAUAAAACUCCUCUCUCGUACAAUCGGUACCUCUCGCAUCGUUGACGAAAUUUUCUUAUCUUUCGCUCAUACUUCUCCGAUUACGUGGCUUUUACCUGGUGUUCCGCCCACGAAUCGGAAGAUUGAAAUUGUGAUCGUUUCGAUUUUUCAUGUGGUGGGGACGAAGUUGGAGUCGGAGCAUGUUUAUUGGGAUCAGGCGAGUGUUUUGGUGCAGGCGGGGUUGUUGGAUCCGAAGUUGGUGCCGGAGGGGAUGAGGAGGAGGAAGGGUGGGAAGAAGAAGGGGAAUGAUGGUGCGGAAGGGAAUGGAGAUGCGGAUGGGGGAGAGGGAAUAGAGAGGUUGCCUGUUGUGGGUGCGGAAGCGGCGAGGGCGGUGAAGAGGGGGAGUUCGAGGUAUGUUAAUGAGUUGGUGCCGGAUUGGUAGUUUUUGGUCAUUUGGAUGAUAGGUGACGUCUUUGUAGCGUACGUUCUGGGCGUAUAGCAUCUGAUAUUUCACUAGAUUAAUCUUAAUCACAACGAGUCAUCAAAGUCUCGUAACGGGACACUUCUCCAACACUUCGUCCAAUUCUGUCCAUCCUUAAAAGGCCAGAGUGAUCGGAAAGCUUCCCUUAGAUUAUCAUCUUCAAGGUCAAAACAUCCCCUCUCCAUCGUAUGCCA